AUGGGACACCACGGCGAUACGUACGAGCAAUUCUAUAUGCCCAAUCUCAUCAAGCGGGAUUUCCAGUCUAUCUACUUCGGCACACCAUCCCAAGAAGAUCUUAUUUGGUCUAUCGCACGUAUGGGUCUAUCACGCGACAAGAGGGCGCCUACGACACUCACGGACGAGCAAAAGUUAGAGGUGAAGCACCACCCAGACCUCGUAAGGCUUCGUGAAAAGCGAGAACGAUAUAAUAAGAAGCUUCAGCGCCUCGGCUAUCACCCAGUUGAAGCUGGUACUGGAACUUCCGAGUAUGCUUUCUAUGAGAAAUAUAAGCGUAAGGCCAACAGCAAGGCAAACGCGUUGCGGAAUAAACGGCUCGAGCAAGCGAUCAAAGACUUCCACGACUCGAUAGACACCAUCGAGAUAGACAGACAGUUGGACGGGACGAACCAACAAGAGAUUCUUACUCCACAAAUCACGCGGCAAGAGCUUCGGGAACGUGCCAACGUCGCGAGGUUGAUGUCGAAGUCUAUGGCGGACUUCGACGACGAGCGCGCUCUUAGAAUGCGCAUUAGAUUUACCCAAAACCUCGCCGAUCUUUACGCUCGAUAG
Trematosphaeria pertusa is the source of this 594-nucleotide messenger RNA. RefSeq lists its product as uncharacterized. The transcript has a single exon. Bases 1 to 594 code for a protein of 197 amino acids. NCBI's taxonomy places the organism in Eukaryota, Fungi, Ascomycota, Dothideomycetes, Pleosporales, Trematosphaeriaceae. The record is from RefSeq and is a predicted model, not a curated record.